Molecule: messenger RNA, 921 nt
Organism: Urocitellus parryii (Arctic ground squirrel)
Lineage: Eukaryota; Metazoa; Chordata; Mammalia; Rodentia; Sciuridae
Source: RefSeq, a predicted model, not a curated record
AUGGAGAACAGAACAGARGUGACCGAGUUCAUCCUCCUAGGACUCACCAGUGCCCCAGAACUACAGGUGGCCCUCUUUAUCAUGAUCAUCCUCAUCUACUUCAUCAAUGUGGUUGGGAACCUGGGGAUGAUCAUACUGAUCYUCUUGGACUCUCGUCUCCACACUCCCAUGUACUUUUUCCUGGGUAACCUAUCUCUGGCAGAUUUCUGUUACUCCUCAGCGGUCACUCCCACAGUCAUGGCUGAAUUCAUUUUAGGAAAUUGCAAAAUAUCCUACAAUGCCUGUGUUGCUCAGGCCUUGUUGUUUGGAGGAUUUGCCAGUGUGGAAAAUUUAUUMUUGGCCGCAAUGGCCUAUGACCGCUAUGCUGCAGUGUGUAAGCCCCUGCACUACACCACCACCAUGACAACACAUGUGUGUGCGUGUCUGGCUGCAGGCUGCUACCUGGGAGGUUUCCUGAAUGUCUCCAUCCAUGUUGGGGAAUCGUUCAGUCUCUCCUUCUGUAAGUCCAAUGUGGUCCAUCACUUUUUCUGUGAUGUUCCAGCAGUCAUGGCUCUCUCUUGCUCUGAUAGACACGUCAAUGAGCUGGUUCGUUUAGCCAGCUUCAAUGUUCUUUUUGCCCUUCUAGUCGUCUUGGUAUCCUACUUAUUCAUAUUCAUCACCAUCCUAAAGAUGCACUCAGUUGCAGGAUAUCAGAAAGCUCUGUCCACCUGUGCCUCCCACYUCACUGCAGUCUCCAUUUUCUAUGGGACWRUUAUCUUCAUGUACUUACAGCCCAGCUCCAGUCACUCCAUGGAYACRGACAAAKUUGCCUCUGUCUUUUAUACGAUGGUCMUCCCCAUGCUGAAYCCWGUGGUCUAUAGCCUCAGGAACAAGGAGGUCAAGAGUGCAUUCAAAAAAGUUAUUGGAAGCACCAUUUAUUGA